Molecule: messenger RNA, 1635 nt
Organism: Tupaia belangeri chinensis (Chinese tree shrew)
Lineage: Eukaryota; Metazoa; Chordata; Mammalia; Scandentia; Tupaiidae
Product: UDP-glucuronosyltransferase 1-1
Exons: 5
Coding region: 1-1602 (533 amino acids)
Molecular function (GO): UDP-glycosyltransferase activity
Source: RefSeq, a predicted model, not a curated record
AUGGCAGCUGCCUUCCUGGGCCUUCGGCUGCUGGUCCUGAGCCUGCUGCUGUGUGCCCUGGGCACCCCCAUGUCACAUGCCGGGAAGAUACUGUUGGUCCCGAUGGAAGGCAGCCCCUGGCUGAGCAUGGUGGGAACUGUCCAGCAGCUGCACCAGCGGGGUCACGAGAUAGUGGUUGUGGCCCCUGAAGCCUCGAUAUACAUAAAAGAAGGAGCAUUUUACACCUUGAAGACGUACCCUGUGCCGUACCCAAAGGAGGAGUUGGAAGCAGCUUUUGUCAGUUUCGGGCACUUGAGUUUUGAUAAUCUUCCUUUCCUGCAGCGUUUUGUCAAGCUAUACAAGAAUGCGCAAGAGAACUCUGCCCGGCUUUUGUCCUCCUGCCACCACUUCCUGUAUAACAAGGAGCUCAUGGCCUGGCUGGCCGAACAAAACUUCGACGUCAUGUUGACAGACCCGUUCCUUCCGUGUGGCUCCAUCGUGGCCCAACGCCUGGGUCUGCCCACGGUACACUUUUUGACUGUACUGCCAUGCAGCCUGGACAUGGCGGCCACCCAGUGCCCCAGCCCGCCGUCCUACGUGCCCAGGUCAUUUUCCUUUAACCCAGACCACAUGAGCUUCCUGCAGCGGGUGAAGAACAUGCUCAUCUCCUUGUCAGAGAACUUACUGUGCAACAUGGUUUACACCCCUUAUGCACAACUCGCCUCGGAAUUCCUCCAGAGAGACGUGACUGUCCAGGACCUUCUGAGCAGUGCGUCUGUCUGGCUGAUGAGAAGCGACUUUGUGCUCAAUUUCCCCAAGCCCAUCAUGCCCAACAUGGUGUUCAUCGGUGGGAUCAACUGCAUGAGCAAGGCCCCCCUAUCCCAGGAAUUUGAAGGCUACAUUAAUGCCUCUGGAGAACAUGGAAUUGUGGUUUUCUCUUUGGGAUCUAUGGUCUCAGAGAUUCCAGAGAAGAAAGCUAUGGAAAUAGCUGAAGCUUUGGGCAAAAUACCUCAGACGGUCUUGUGGCGGUAUACUGGAAGCCGCCCAUCAAACCUUGCGAAGAAUACGAUACUUGUCAAGUGGCUACCCCAAAAUGAUCUGCUUGCUCACCCAAAGACUCGUGCCUUCAUCACGCAUUCCGGCUCCCACGGCAUUUAUGAAGGAAUAUGCAAUGGUGUCCCGAUGGUGAUGCUGCCCUUGUUCGGUGACCAGAUGGACAACGCCAAGCGCAUGGAGACCAAAGGAGCUGGAGUGACCCUGAAUGUCCUUGAAAUGACUUCUGAAGAUUUAGCAAAUGCCCUAAAGACAGUCAUCUUUGACAAAAGCUACAAGGAAAACAUCAUGCGCCUCUCCAGUCUUCACAAGGACCGGCCCAUAGAGCCUCUGGACCUGGCUGUGUUCUGGGUGGAGUUCGUGAUGAGGCACAAGGGGGCGCCCCACCUGCGCCCUGCAGCCCACGACCUCACUUGGUACCAGUACCACUCCCUGGAUGUGAUGGGCUUCCUCCUGGCCAUCGCACUGACGGUGGCCUUCGUCACCUUUAAAAUCUGUGCCUGUGGCUUUCGGAAAUGCUUCGGUAAAAAAGGGCGGGCGAAGAAAAGCCACAAAUCCAAGGCACACUGAAAAGUGGGUGGGAACGGGACUAGCAGUUAGUGU